AUGCCUGCAUAUCAAGGCGAUGACUUGGUUACGGAUAUCCGGGUGUUACAUCGAGUCUUCUGGAGUUAUUACCCCUGUAUUAGAGCAUUCAGACAUUGUAAACCAGUUGUCCAAGUAGAUGGGACUCACUUGUACAGAAAGUACAAGGGUUGUCUGUUGGUUGCAGUUUCACAGGAUGGAAACAACGAUAUCGUCCAAAUUGCAUUUGCUAUUGUGGAGGGAGAGAUUUCUGAUGCGUGGCACUUUUUUCUGAGUAACCUGCGACAGCAUGUAGUGAUGCGGGAUAGUGUGGGACUGAUCUCUGACCAACACAAAUCCAUCAAUGCAGUUGUGGCUCGCAGUAACGGAGCUUGGUCGCCUCCCAGAGCUUUCCACAUGUUUUGCAUCAGGCAUAUAGAGUCGAAUUUUUUGAGAAAGUUUAAGGCACCAUACCUACAGAAGCUUGUCGUCAAUAUAGGAUAUUCGAGGACGGUCCGCGAGUACGAAUUGUGUUACCAACCUUUACGAGAACGGGGCGAGGCUUACACAACCUGGCUAAACCGAAUCCCCCGCGAACAGUUGCAUGCAAAUCAACUUGCUUCAGGAAACAUCCAGGUGAAUUGCUUCGACAGGCAGAAUGAGGUCUUUGAAGUGCGUGAGAUGGCAAGUGGAGUGGAGUUUGCCGUCGACCUCCGUCGACAACGAUGUGACUGCGGUGAGUUCCAGGUGGACCGAAUUUCUUGUAGACAUGUGUUUGCGUGUUGUGCAAAUCAACGACUAGAUUGGCAAGUUUAUGUUCAUGAGGUGUAUAAGAUUGACCAAGUUCGACGGGUUUACCGAGCCAGGUUUAGGCCACUGGAGAAUCCUACUACAUGGCCUGCUUACAACGGGCCUCGAUUCGUUCCGAAUCCGUACCUGAGACGAGUAACCAAAGGUCGUCCAAGGAUGACGUGCUUCUUGAACGAGAUGGACACGCGAAUGUUACGUCGUCCUAGGAUAUGUAGGCAAUGUGGGGCUGAGGGACACAGCCAUAGUAGAUGUCGUUAG
Molecule: messenger RNA, 1026 nt
Organism: Arachis ipaensis
Lineage: Eukaryota; Viridiplantae; Streptophyta; Magnoliopsida; Fabales; Fabaceae
Molecular function (GO): zinc ion binding
Source: RefSeq, a predicted model, not a curated record